AUGGUUCGACUAGAAGAAGCACCUUUUAACAGAGACAUCCCCACUCAGUCAAACUGGCUGCAGCCAAAUAACCAUUCACACGACACAGACAACGCUGACGGAUCCACAAAAAAGAAAAGCAUGGAUCGUAUAUCUAGGCUCUUCCAAAAGAAACCCAAGAAAAAGCAGCCCCCAGCCUCUCUUACAACGUCCUUCUCAAACCUUUCUUUGGCUUCCUCAGAACUAUCGCCAGUCUCUGAUGUUCAGCCAAGUAUAGAUAGUUUAAGUAUGCGUCGUGGUGUAAGUGGGCAAAUCAACCAAAACUACUAUCCUCAACCGUCCCAGUCCUACGAGAACCAAAAGACACUUCCGCCUUUACCUCAGAAUGAAAAAGGCAUCAAGCCAGAGAGCGGAACCCUAGAUACUGUCUCAACAGCACCGUCCCUGAGCAACACAACGUCUACACACCAUCUCGGCACCGAACAAUGGCAAUCACCGGCAACAACAGGUCAAACAUCAAGUCUCAUCCGUGCAUUAUCCACAAGAAGCAACAAUCAACAUCACCUCACGCCAUUACCAGACAAAAACCUUUCCGGCAUUAGUGGUCAGGAUUCGCUCAGGUCCAUGCAGUCCAUCGCCCGCUCUCUCUCAAACUCUAGCUACACUGACCACACUUCCGUGUCAGCACUCAAAGCUCGGCUGGAAAAGCAGCGCUUUGUUUUAGAAAAGCUUGAGUUGGAAAAACACCAGUAUGAACAAGAUAAUAUUCAUCUCAACGAUCAACUCUCCCAACUCAAUCGCAAGAGUGAUCAACGGGAUACAGAUAUGGGCCAGUUAAAGGUUAACUAUGACAUCCAUCUGUGCUCUAUGCGUGCCACUGAAGACGAUCUCGACACAAUCGCGGCAAAGGUCCGACUACUGAAAGAAUCGAUUUCUCAGCUGGCAGGCGAAUUGAUGGAGCACGCCGAUCCGGUAAUUGCAACUAAUGCUCUGUACACCUUUUGGCUCAAUCUUAGUACCUCAAUUGAUGAGCUCAAAGAAGGUCCUGAUCAAACUCUACCAUUGCAUCGCAUGCGUAUGUUGACCGAGAAGUUUAUUAUGGAUGUAUUGAUCCAAAAUCUCAAUGUCAGCUUCUUUCCUGGCCUAAGUACUGCUGCCACUUCAGCCUACAAUGAAUUGUGUACCUUUUUCAGGCAGCAUGACAGAGAAUUUGCUACACGACUGCGACAGGAACUAGCCCUGGUGGUGGUGAAAAACAAGGGCCAGAAAGAGACCAUUGACAAAGAACUUCACGACAUAUUGCAGAGCAACUGGAAGUAUCUCUAUGGUGGUCUCUCUAAAGCCUAUCCGUUCCUCUAUCAGCAUGACAAAAUUGAACCGGAUGUGAGGAAACAUUAUGGUGCAAAGAUACAGAAACUUGUCGAACAAGCCGUUACGCUCGGGUGCGCAAUAAAGGGACAGGAAAUAGUUAUAACAGGGGCAGAUGUACGAGAGGGCACCCAGAUUUUUGAUAGCAAUUUUAUGGUAGACGAGGACGGUCAGACAUCGGGGGUAGUUGCCUUUUGUAUUUGCCCACCAUUUGUGGUCCUUUGCGAGCCAUACAGAUGUUUAGAAGCAGGAAAAGUACUUUGCAAGCCCAAUUAG
Phycomyces blakesleeanus NRRL 1555(-) is the source of this 1623-nucleotide messenger RNA. RefSeq lists its product as hypothetical. The record is from RefSeq and is a predicted model, not a curated record. The coding region runs from base 1 to 1623 and encodes 540 amino acids. The transcript is spliced from 2 exons. NCBI's taxonomy places the organism in Eukaryota, Fungi, Mucoromycota, Mucoromycetes, Mucorales, Phycomycetaceae.